Phoenix dactylifera (date palm) is the source of this 3642-nucleotide messenger RNA. RefSeq lists its product as uncharacterized. The record is from RefSeq and is a predicted model, not a curated record. Gene Ontology annotation, biological process: asymmetric cell division. Lineage: Eukaryota; Viridiplantae; Streptophyta; Magnoliopsida; Arecales; Arecaceae.
GUUUUCAGUUGAGAUCUUCUUAUUCUUAAUUCUGAGGGGAAGAUAACAGAGAAACGGCUGUCAUUUGUUGACGGCUUCCAACCGCUCCCUGCUUGGUCUUUAGAACUUCAGACCAUGUCGAGGUUUUUUGGGGCUCUCUCCCUCUCUUUCAUGCUCGCGUGCUUCAAUUAGUGGCCGGCCAUCCGCCAUGGCCGACUGAUUGACCUUGAAUUGGUUGUUUUGAUUCGAAAGGUCGAAUCUUUGGUAAUUUUUGAUUCCAAAGAUCGAAUCUUUGACCAUUUCUUAUCUUUCUCUUAAGCUCUUGGGCUUCAGGGUGUGGCAUUUUGCUUGGUUUCUAGCGGAUUUCUUCGUUAGGGUUUGGAGACUGGGGGGAAGAAUUCUUGGUUGUGGAUUCCUUGAUUGUUUCCUUCGAUGGAUUCUUUCGCAUCGGGGAUUCUAUUGAUUGGAGAAUUCAAGGAUCUGGCUUGUUGGUUGAGGUUUUAUUCUGUUUAUAAAGAGGAGCGGAUUGUUCGGCGAAGCAUUGGCAGGAGGCAGUGAGGAAGGUACUUCGAAUCCAUAUAGUGGCUAGGAUGGAUAAAGGAGUCGAUCAGAAGAGAGUGGUAUCUGGUGGCUGCCUCUUCCGUAGAUUGAUUCGGAAGCAAGCGGCAGAAGAUGCUUCUUUGAAUGCAGAUAAGGCUUGGUCGAGCUCGAAAGGACGGAUUUUGGAAACAUCACAGGAGGAAAUGGUUUUGACUAAAGCUAUCGAUGAAGACACGUCGGUGAGUCCAGAGAAGUAUGUUAGAGAUACCAGUGCUUUGUUAAGCUUGCAGCCAUGGAUUUUCAAGAAGGUGAUGAUUGAAAAGAAUGGUGAAAUGGGUGAUAUUAGUGGAUGUGCUGCAAAUGGGUCUGCAAAUGCCUUGCAACCUCAGCUUUCUCCAAGGAGUAUUGGUCUUGGAUACAAGCACUGCAGAAAUAGAAGCUCUCUCAAAAGUAGGCGGUCUCAAAGAUACCGUCUUAUACCCCUAACGUCGACAGAGGAUUGCCUUAUACCUCAACUUUAUCAAGAACAUCUAGAAGUUGAAGAAUAUAUUUUUACAUCGAUGUCAUCGUCUCCUGCAUCAUCCAAGAGGCCAUUCUUUGUAACUGAUGGGGACAGAGUGAUCAGCAAGUCAGGCUAUGAUUCUUCAAGCAUACAACCUGGAAAUGGAUUGCUUAAGAAUGCUGAAGAGGUGUGCUGUGGCAUACUAUCAGAGGAUGGGCCGCGCAAGGACAACCAUGGGGGCAUCAGCUUGGGUAUGGGGAGAACUGUGGUUGGAGUUCCUCCUCUUCUGGAAUCAAGAAGACAGAAAAGAAAGAGCUGGAAGAUGCGGUUGGAAAAAUUGGGGGCUGCUCAUUUACAAAAAUCUCACAGACUUUCGCAUUCACAAGGUUCUUUUGAUGGAGUUCUUUUUUGUCUUGGAAUCAGUAUUGGUAUAGCAUUUGCUAUCCUCUCAAAUAAAACAGAAAUAGAGAAGUUAAACAGCAUAUUGGAACACACUAAAGACUUGGUUCAAGAUUUACAGGAGGAGCUGGAUAUGAAAGAUUCGCUAACUGUGAAGGAACUUUCUAAUGAAGGUUGUCAGAACCAAGAAGUUAACUGUUAUUCUGAAAUAGAAGAAUCUGUUGGCUCAUUCCAGAAUCAAUAUCCAGCAUUUCAUCUUGCUCCACAGGAAAGAGAUGGACAUGACUGCCCUCAUUUUCCUGUGGCUGCGGGGAAUUCAGAAUCACUGAGUAAAAUUGAAGCAGAACUUGAAGCUGAACUCGAGAUAUUGGAACAGAACAUGAAAGCUAGCAGUCUGGAGAGAAGGAAGUCUGAUCUUAGUGAGCUCGAUCCAGAUCUUAUAGGAGAUGUUGUUCAUGGGGAAUUAGGAGCAGAUAUUCCUGACUCCACAUCUCAAAAUGGUCAGGCUCAUGCAACCAGCAGCAGCAUCUCAACACCUCAAGCUCAUACAGAUCUUCCAGUUUCACCUAAGGAACUCAGUUUACGCCUCCAUGAAGUGAUCCAAUUCAGGCUAGAGGAACGAAUCAAAGAACUAGAAAGAGCACUUCAACAAAGCCAGAGACAGCUCCAGAUAAUGGAAACUGGGGUGUGCUCUCGAAGGACCAUGUCAGACAGUGAUGUGGGAUCUCCUUCCGACCUUGAAAGUCCAACUCUGAUAGAACUGGAUGGUGCUUUGGUUCAUCCGCUGUGCCUAAAUCUAUCUGGAGAUGCAUUAGGUGCAUAUGAAGAAGCUUAUGAAGAGUUCAUGUGCAUAGCUGAGGAGGAUGACAACCUGCCAUCAUCCACUGCUAGAGUUGAACAAAUUGAUCAGAACAGGUUGUGCCCUCCUGAUCAGAGUCUGAUUUGUGGUCAUGAAAGGGAAGAGGCUAAAAAGUUAUCAGAAUUUAUUAAUUAUUUUGAGAAGGAGCGAGCACAGGAGAAGAUAUUGAAGAGGAGAGGAUCAAAUCAUGCUGUUGGAAGUGAUGGAGAAGAUAGAGAUGAUAUUUUUGACCAAGAGGAAGAGAUACUGAUCCAACAAAUUGUGGAGAAAAAGAGACAAGGUUCUUCUGGUUUAAUAAAUGCACAAAGAAUGCUCAUUUUACUGGAUGACUAACUAUUCUUUGCAUGGGUUAAAACUGGAUGGAUAGCUCAGUAAAAAAUGUAUAUAUAUAUAUAUUAUCAUUCAUCUUGUAUUUGUUUCUCUUUAUUCGAAAAACUAAUAUAACUUUUUUUGACUUCGGGUGAGCCAUAAGGCUCUUAUAUGGUCACAACUAGUGCUCUCAAAAUCUCUCAUUAAUUGAUAUUUGAACUUCAGGGAAUUUCUCUCUCCACCUCCAGCAAAAUUUAGUGCCUGUCUUCAGGAAAUCUCUCUCCGUCUCCAGUAAAAUUCAGUGCCUUUCAAUUUCUUUUUUUUUUUCGAUCACACGGUGCCUCUCAUAUCUUGCUAAAUUCACCAAUCUGCUACUCCAUGAAUGUGUAAAAAUUAACAAAAAGCAAGUCAUAUUUGGAAAUAUUUUUGAUUUAUCAUGUCUUGAGAAACAUGGUGGGAAUGACAACAUUAGUGAUGGAGAGAUGCCAACCAAGCAGAUCCUAAUUCGCUUGAUUUAUCAGUAAUGUACAAACAGCAACUCUUCUAAACCCCAGGAAAAGAAUAAGCAGCUGUGGACAACCAGCAAUUGACACUGCUAUUUGCUUGAUUUAUCAUCACUUUAUCACCUGGUUUUGACGCAUUCUGCUUUUGUGCAUGUCGUGGUGCAACUAUUACAAAAUAGAGCAAUCCAAGUUGCAAGUUUGGCUAAAAGAACGCUCCACAAUAUCUGGAAACAUGAAUGCACAUAAAUCUGAAAUGUUCCUGAAUGGUCAUUGCGCCAUUCCACAAACAACAGAAACAUGAGCUGGCGCCAGCAUUUUCCAUAUCCUGGUUGAAACUAGAAACAAAUUCUACAAGAGGGGGAAGAAACUGAGAGAUAUAUCACUGCAACAUAUAACGAGUUGGCCGGCCGCCUCAAGAAUAAAAAAACACCUUAAAAUGAUAUCUAGAACAAAUAUUCAAAGCACGUAUGUGCAUCUGCAGAUUAAGAUCAAGGUAACCCAUGAUUAAUUCCCUGUUCAGAUUUCUGCAACACUAAUUGAAGCAAAGAAAA